This is a messenger RNA of Coregonus sp. 'balchen', 27673 nucleotides long. Lineage: Eukaryota; Metazoa; Chordata; Actinopteri; Salmoniformes; Salmonidae. The record is from the annotation of a GenBank genome assembly.
AUGUGGGUCCCGGCAGAGCCCGCCGAGCCACUGAGGACCCUCAUGAUGAGUGUUAGUACCCGCGGAGCCCACUGAGGAUGCCUGCCAAAUGAUGAGUUCAGACCGCCGAGCCAUACUGAGGAACCCUCAUGAUGGAGUUCAGACCCUCGUCCACUGAGGACGCGCUUCAUGAUGUAGUUCUAGACCCGUUCGAGCGUCACUGAGGACGCGGCUCAUGAUGAGUUUAGAGACUCCGGCGAGCCACUGAGGAGCCUCCUGUGAGUCAGACACCGCGGAGCCAGUGCUGAGGUGACCCUCAUGAUGAGUUUCAAGUACCGGCGCGAUCCAACUGAGGACCCUCGUGAUGAGUUCAGACCGCGAGUCUCACUGAGGACCCUCAUGAUGAGUUCGCUAGGAACCUCCGCGAGCCACUGUGGACCUUCAUGAUGAUUUAGACCCUCGAGCGCACUGCGGACAGGCUGCUCAUGAUGAUUUCGGUACCCCGCCCGCGAGCCAACUGAGGACCCUCAUGAUGAUUUCUGACCCGCGAGCCGAACUGUGGACCCUCAUGAGAUUUCAGACCCGCGAGCCACUGCGGACGCGCUCAUGAUUAUUUCAGAUCGACCCGGCGAGCUCAGUUCUGGCUGAGCCGCUCAUGAUGAGUUUCAGACUCCGUUCGAGUCCACUACUGCGGACUACCUCAUGAUGAGUUCGACCCGCGAACCUACUGUGGACCCUCAUGAUGAGUUCAGAACCUGCGAGCGCACUGUGGACGGCUCAUGUAUGCGUCUAGUACCCGCGGAGCCAUUCUGCCGUACGUCUCAUGAGGGUUCAGAACCGCAAACGCAGCAUUUGACCUCAUGAUUGAGUUCAAUGGUUUGUUGGCCACCACCCGCAUCAAGUUCCCAUGUCGCCCUGGUUCUAGUGGGUCGACGGAUACUGAAUGGAAUUUUCCAUGUGUUCUUUAUGUGAGAACUCCUUUGUAGAUCUUGAUUUAUGUCAAGCACAUUUGACAUAAUGGUUGUUUCAUGAGUUUGUACAUGGCGGCAAUGUCUGGCGUGUCCCUUAACAUGUACGGACCGAUUAAGUUCCCAGAGGUUGUCGUGUGGUCUGUUCUAUCAACAAAGGAUAUCAUAGGGAGGAUCAUGUUGCUUCAUGUAAAAAGGUCCAUGGUCUUAGGAAGGGCACUGCCGUUGUAGAGAUGCAUUAUGUUUUCGCUACACAACAAUUGUUUUUUAAUCAUUAUUUAGUGUCGCCAUUGUGUUGCAUCAAUAUGCGUACUUAUGGUAGUUUUCUAGGUUGUUGAAUCUCACACUGUUAUAUCGGUGGCAGCUGAGUCAAACUUCUCUAGAUGCAAAGUGUCCUGUUGUUUGUGUGUUGGCAGAACUGGGAGAAACUGAGUAUCAUUUCCAGCUGCUGUCAGCCCUUGCCAGCUACAUCAGCGUCGCUCUCUUGCUCCUACUACUGCAAGAAGCAACCAUGGAGGAUGAUGAGGCUAGUCAUUGUGGCAUGGAGAGUGAGUGUGGUGAGUGAGACGUCAGAAACAGGCUCCAAACACACACACACAGUCGCUUACCUUGGUAGACAUGAGCUGCAUCUGUUUGUUUUGUCUAUGAGUCGAUUCUGGACUCAUGAAUCGAGCAGAGUCUUUUCUGAAAAUGCUGACAUACUAACCUCUCAUUACGUCGCUGUCUGUUGUCGAUUAUAGUGCAGGCAUAGAUCCUUUAAAUAUGCUCUGUCUUGCUAAGCUUGCACUCUUUUGUUACAUUUACAAGUUGAAGUCAGAUUUACAUACACUUAGGUGGGGAGUCGAUUAAAAAACAUCGUUUUUCAUUUGCAACCCUGCUACAAAAUUACUUGUUAUAAGCACUAUAGUUUUUGGGCAAAGUCGUAGGACAUCUACUAAUUGGUGGCAUGCACAAGUAAUUUUUGCCAACAAUUGUUUACAGAUAAUUAUUUCAUUUAUAGAUUCACUGUAUGCGCACAAUUCCAAGUGGGUCAGAUGUUUACAGCAGGCUAAGUUGACUGUGUCUUGAAACAUGGCUUGAAAACCUUUACUCAGUUACACCAGCUCUGGUGCAGGAGGACAUGGGCCAAAUUCACCGCAACUUAUUGUGGGUAGAGGCUUGUGAAAUGAGGCUAGUCCAAAACAUUUGACCCAGUUACACAAUUAAAGGUUCAAUGCUAGGCUAUCCCCCAAAUACUAUAUUGAAGUGUAGUAAACUUCUGACGCCAAUGGGAAUGUGUAUGAAGCAUAAUAUAAAGCUGAAAUAAAUCAUUCUGCUCUAGCUAUUAUUCUGACAUUUGGCACAUUCUUAAAAUAAAGUGGUUAUCCUUACGUGGACCUAAGACGAGGGAUAGUUUUACUAGGAUAAAUGUCUGGUAAUUGUGACAACUGAGUUUAAAUGUAUUUGCUUAGUGUAUGUAACUCCUACUUCCACUGUAGUAGAGAAAUGAACUUACAAUUCUAGUGGACUAUUCCCUGGGGGCAGUCGGCCAUGCCCAUUGCACGCCCAUCCCGUCUCAAAACUCAUAACUCCUCAGAGACACUCUGUGACUUGUGUUGGGAGGCUCAGAACAUGCACUAUUUAAAGUGGCCACUUUUAUUGUCCCUCAACACAAGGUGGCACCUGUUGAAUGAUAUGCUGUUUAAUCAGGGCUGUCUAUGCUUGAUUGGGCAAAGAGAAUUGUCUGCAUUAACAUGGGAUGUAACAAUUUGUCGCAACAUUUAAGAGAAAUAAGCUUUGUGCAUAUGAAAAAUUUUGGGGGAUCUAUAUUUCAGCUGCAUGAAUACAUGGGAGCCUAUGUUUUAUUGCAUUGUUGGCGUUAUUUUUGUUUUCAUAUAGAUACAGUGGGCUCAGAUACGAUAUUCAUACCAGACCCCUUGACUUAUUCCAAAUUUUUUGUACAGUCCUGAAUUUAAUAAUGGAUUAAAUAUUUUUUUCCUCUACUCCAUCUUGAACACAUACCACAGAGCUAAAGUGAAAACAUGUUUUUUAGAAUGUUUUGCUUAAUUUAUAUUGAAAGAAAUGCAGAAAUAAGCGGCUAUUUACAAUAUCGUAUUCACAGACGCCUGUAGUCAAUACUAUUGUAGAAGCACUCUUUGGGAGUGAUUACGAGCUGUGAGGUCUUUCUGGGUAAGUCUCUACGCGUUUUCCACACCUGGAUAGGGCACAUUUGCCGUGAUUAUUCUUUCAAAGAUUCUUCAUCGCUCUGUCAAGUGUGGUUGUUGAUCAUUGGCUAGUGAACGAACGCACUUUUAGGUCUUGUGUCCAUUAGAUUUUAUGUAUGUUAAGGUUAAGACUGUUUUUGGCCCCUCAGGAAAUUCACUGGGGGGGGGGGGGUAGAAGGUAUACUUUAUCCUAUCCCUAGGUAUUCCUUAACGAGGUGGGGGUUCAAUGUCUCCGGGAAGGUGGUGGUGACUUCCGCUGUCGCUGCGGUCGUGAGGGUUUCAUUUGUAAAAAUGUCGCAAAACAGAAUCCACUUUGACAUUAUGGGGUAUUGUGUGUAGCGCCAUUGAGCAAAAAUCUAAAUGUAAUAAAUAUAGUAUAAAAAUCAGCUUAACAGAACAAAAUGUGGAAAAGGUCUAAGGGGUGUGAAUACUUCCUGAUGCACUGUAACUUACUGUAUUUAAUGACUAAGCAAAUGGUUGUUUCUAUUGAUUAACAUGGAGGACUUUCUACUUUGAUAUGCUUUAUGUUCUUUGAAAAAUAAACAAAGAUGUUACAUCAUCUUGUGAAACAAAUAUUAAGUCUAAAUUUUUGCAUGAUGAAAGUCAUAGAAAACAAAACUAAAAAAAAAACCGCAGUUAAUUAUUUGGACCUCUGAAGAUACAAAUGUUUUGUCUGCGUUGAAAUUGUAAAUCUAUAACUUUAAGUAUGAUAUGGCAAUUAGUUAAAACAGUUAAGUUUCAGUAAUCUCACACAUCAUUAAAACGUAUCAUCAUCCUGCCCUCUCUCCCCCUCCCGCUCCUUGCUCGCUCUCCUCGCCUCCUCUCCGCUCUCCCUCGCCUCUUCUCUGCCUCGCCUUCUCCCUCGCUCUCUCUCUCUCGGCUUCCUCCUCUCCUGCUCCUCUCUCCUCCUCCUCUCCUCUCUUCCUCUUCGCUCCUCGUUCCACUCGCUUCUCCCCUCCUCUCUCCCUCGCUCCUGCCUCCUCUCCUGCUCCUCUCCUCUCCUCUCCUCUCCUCUCGCCGGUCCUCUCCUCUUCCUCCUCCUCGUCCGCUCCUCUCGCUCUCGCUCUCCUCUCCUCGUUCCUCUCCUCCUCUCCUCUCCUCUUCAUCCCAUCCUCUCCCCUCUCUCCCUCCCUCCUCUCCGCUCUCUAUCCCUCCUCCCCUGCCCCUCCCCUGCGCGUCCCUCCCUCCUCCUCUCAAUCUCCUCCUCUCCUCCUCCUCUCCCCCCCCAUCCUCUCUCCCCUCUCUCCUCUCGCCUCCUUCCUCUCCGCUCCUCUCCUCUCUCGCGCGCAUCUCUCUCCCUCCCUUCCUCCCCCUCAUGUCUCCUCCUAUCUACCUCCUCCUCCUCGCCUCUCUCCCUGCUCCUCCCGCGGACCCUGCAUCCUCUCCUCUCCCCCGCUCUUCCCCCUUCUCUCUCCUCUCCCCCCUACCCCCCUCCUCUCCUCUCCUUAUAUUUCGAGUUCGAUGGGAUGAGAAAGCUGCGGGAAAAAAAGCCUACUCUUCAAGAAUCUAUGCGUAUAUAUCCAUAAUUUAUGUCUAGAUGACAGUGUAAUGUUGAUAUACUGAUCUGCACCCUCUCUCUUCCUUCCUCAACGGAUGGAGGGGGCACAUAGGAGGAAAACUUGGGUGUGGCUUCAGUUCUUCAACUCAAGAAAAACGCUUCGUCUUCUGAUCAUUUGAAGACUUUGCAGCUUUCCUAAACACUAAUUCCUGGUAAGCCUACUAAUCAUACAGGGGUGGUAAUUGUAUAAUGUUAGUAUAAAGUGCCCAUUUGUUGUAACCUAAAGCCUGGUUUCUUUGGCUAAUGUAUUUUAUCAGUAUAACGAUGCAAAUAUUUUUAUUUGUACAAAGGAAUGUCAAUUUGAAUGUAGUGCACAGUGUGAGUGUUCUAGGUCGUCACACAAUGUAGGGAAAUCAUAUUACCAGACCUGGGUCAAAAAUGUUUUCUGAAUUUCAAUUAGGCUACUUUUUAUUGGCAUUUGCAAAUACUUCAAAUAUGUGUUUGUGCUAGUAUUUGAAAGGCUGCAUGUUCAAUUAUUUGUAUUUAAAUGUCUGGGUAGUAAUUGGAAACUCACCAUUAUUUACACAUUUCUAUCAGCAUUAGCAAUAACUACUCCUACAUACUUUAUGCUAAAAAUACAAUUUAAACAUUAUCAUGUACUUCUUCAAGCUAUAGUUUUUCUUUUUGAUAUUUUUGAUACUAAAUGGCGGCCAGUCAGUGUUAUGUUUGGAAGGAUUGCUGCACAUUUAUUCCUAAUAAUACUGCUGUCACGCCCUGGCUCUGGGGACACUGUUAUGUUGAGCCAGGGUGUGUAAUUCUAUGUUUGUAUUUCUAUGUUGGCCUGAGUGACUCCCAAUCAGAGGCAACGAGUGUCAGCUGGUUGUCUCUGAUUGGGAGCCAUAUUUAAACUGUCUGUCUUUCACUUUGUGUUUGUGGUUUCUUGUUCUUAUUUGGUUUGUGUUACACCGUAGACAUCACGUUAUCGUCUGUUGUUUUGAUCGUGUGAUCAUUCAUUAAUAAAUAUGUUCACCUUCAACGCUGCGCAUUGGUCUCUCCCUGACGAUCGUGACAGAAGAAACCACCAGAAACUGGACCAAGCAGCCUAGUGAGGAGCAGAGUGGGUGGACUUGGCAACAGUGGAGGAAGAGCUUCGACUGGGUCAAGCCGAAUGAGGAGCUGAAUGGCGGAGAUUGGAAGCAGAAGAGCGAGAGUUGGGCGAGAAUUAUCGAGGUCUGGCCCCGGGGAAGAGAGACUCCCAGAAAAUUUUUAGGGGGGGGCUCACGACGUCGGACAAGCAGGAGGCCGCGAUAGAGCGGCCCAGUGGGUUGCCAGAGGAGGCCGCCAGGUUACGGGGGCCACUGGUCGAAGAGGGGAUGGAGGAUGUAGAGGCACGGCGAGAGGUACUGGCGUGUGUUGCCAGUCCGGUCCGGCCCGUUCCAGAUCCCGGUGUAGGGCCAGUGGUUGUGUGUCCCCAGUACGGUCCGGUCUGUUCCUGCUCCCCGCACCAAGUCAGUGGUGCGCGUCGUCAGCCCGGCUCGGCCCAUUCCUGCUCCCCGCACCAAGUCUGUGGUGCGUUUCGUCAGCCCUGUCCGGCCCGUUCCUGCUCUCCGCACCAAGUCGGUGGUGCGCGUCGCCAGCCCAGUCCGCCCAUUCCUGCUCCCCGCACCAAGUCUACGGUGCGUGUCGCCAGCUCGGCCCGGCCUGCUCCCCGCACCAAGUCAGUGGUGCGUUUUCGUCAGCCCUGUCCGGCCCGCUCCUGCCUCCCCACACCAAGCCAGUGGUGUGCGUCGUCAGUGCAGCACGGCCCGUGCCUGUUCCCCACACCAAGCCAGUGGGUGUGCGUCGUCGGUCCGGCACGGCCCGUGCCUGUUCCACUGGUGCCUGGUCCGGCACCGGUCAGAUGCGUUACGCCGGAGCUAGAGCAAUCCGCUCCAUCAGUGUGCAGUCCAGCUCCGGCCAGCGGGACCGGACCAGGGGUACUUUGGGGGGUUGGAGAGGGAGUGGGGAUCAGGCCCGGAGCCGGAUCCGCCGCCAAGGCGGAGUGCCCACCCGGUCCCUCACCUGUGGUAUUUAGUUGGCGCGGUCGGAGUCCGCGCCUUUAGGGGGGGGGGUACUGUCACGCCCUGGCUCUGGGGACACUGUUAUGUUGAGCCAGGGUGUGUAAUUCUAUGUUUGUAUUUCUAUGUUGGCCUGAGUGACUCCCAAUCAGAGGCAACGAGUGUCAGCUGGUUGUCUCUGAUUGGGAGCCAUAUUUAACUGUCUGUCUUUCACUUUGUGUUUGUGGUUUCUUGUUCUUAUUUGGUUUGUGUUACACCGUAGACAUCACGUUAUCGUCUGUUGUUUUGAUCGUGUGAUCAUUCAUUAAUAAAUAUGUUCACCUUCAACGCUGCACAUUGGUCUCUCCCUGAUGAUCGUGACAACUGCCCCAGUGUCACGGUUUCGGCCGAGGCUGCUCCUCCUCCUGGUUCGGGCAGACUUCGGCGGUCGUCGUCCCCGGAGUACUAGCUGCCACCGAUCUAUGUUUCAUGUUCGUUUGGUUUUGUCUUGAUGUUGUACACCUGUGUCUAGUUAGUCCUCGUUAGUGUCCUAUUUAGUUCUCGUUGUGUGUGUCUGUGUUUGUGUGUGAUUGCUCUUCUGUUUUGGUGUUUGAGCUACGUACUUCCCUCCAGUGUUUGGAGAGGUUUUCGCACAUGUUAGUGCGCCGUUUGUUUGACGCCUGUGUGCGCCGUUAUUUCGCCUCUGGGCUUAUUGUGCUCAUUUUCUACGUGAAUAUUUCACUAAAGUCUUUUGGACUGAGCUUCUGCGUCCUGCGCUUGAUUCCUGCACCACACCCACCUUCAGCACCCCUUGACACCCAGGAGGAACAUUCUCUGAGGCAAUGAUCAAGCUUAAAGGAUUGAGACAGGAAGUCAAGAACAAUGCUGGGCAGGACGUGUUAUGUUGGAAGCGAGUGCUGCAUGUGUCACGAUCGUUCACGGAAGAUAUGGACCAAGGCGCAGCGUGAUAAGCGUACAUUUUAUUAAGUACACAACACUCGACAAAAACAACAAACAAACGAUACGUGAAGUCCUAGGUUAUACAAAACAAACCUUAACGGAACAAGAUCCCACAACUAAUUAGUGCCAAUCGGCUACCUAAGUAUGGUUCCCAAUCAGAGACAACGAGCUACAGCCGUCUCUGAUUGGGAACCACCCUGGCCAACAUAGAUAUACAAGAACUAGAACCGAACAUAGAAAAACUAAACAUAGAACAUCCACACCCUGGCUCAACAUUUAAGAGUCCCCAGAGCCAGGGCGUGACAGUACCCCCCCUCAAAGGCGCGGACUGCGACCGCGCCAACCAAACACAACAGGGGAGGGGCCGGGUGGGCAUUCCACCUUGGAGGCGGACCCGGCUCCGGGCGUGACCACCACUCUUUCGCUUACCCCCCCGUAGCGCCCCUGGUCUGGACUGGAGCCGCUGGCCGGAGCUGGACUGGACACCGGUGGAGCGGAUUUCUCUGGCUCCGGAGUGGAUCCGCUGACUGGAGUUGGACCGGAGCCCGGUGGAGCGGAUUGCUCUGGCUCCGGAGUGGAGCAGCUUGACCGGUGCCGGACCAGGCACCGGUGGAACAGGCACGGGCCGUGCCGGACUGGACACACGCACCACUGGCUUGGUGCGGGGAGCAGGAACGGGCCGGACUGGGCUGUCGACGCGCACCACUGGCUUGGUGCGGGGAGCAGGAACGGGCCGGACCGGGCUGACGACACGCACCACUGGCUUGGUGCGGGGAGCAGGAACGGGCCGUACCGGGCUGACGACGCGCACCACUGGCUUGGUGCGAGGGACAGGAACAGGCCGGACCGGGCUGGGAACACGCACCAUUGGCUUGGUGAGGGGAGCAGGAACAGGCUGGGCUGGACUGGGACCACGCACCACUGGCUUGGUGCGGGGAGAAGGCACAGGCCGGGCUGGACUGGGAACACGCAACACUGGUUUGCUGCGGGGAGCCGGAACGGGCCGGGCCGGACUGUGGAGGCAGACUGGAGGUCUGGAGCGGAGAGCUGACACAACCCGUCCUGGCUGAAUGCCUAUUUCCACACAAUAUGUGUGAGGCAUCAGCACAGGACGUACAGGGCUGUGCACUCGUACUGGCGCUAUAGCACGUGGCACUGGCGCAGGAUGUACGGGACCGAGGAGGCGUACCGGAGGCCACGAGCAUUGAGCCGGCACACCCCGUCCUGGCUGCAUGCACCGGACGUACAGGACUGUGCCGGAACACUCGCGGCACAGUACGUGGCUCCGCAUAACACGGAGCCUGCCCAGUCUCACGCUUCCUAGCCUGAGUACGGGGAGUUGGCUCUGCUCUAACUCUAGGCUCCGCCAACCACCCUUUUAGCCCCCCCAAUUUUUUUUCUUGGGGCUGUCUCUCAGGCUUCCUCCUCGGCCGGUACCCUCUGCGUUGCCGCUGCUCCUCUCUGUAGCGCGCCUCCACAUUCUCCUCCCAAGGACGGCGAUCCAUUCCGGCCUGAAUCUCCUCCCAAGUCCAGGAUCCCUUCCCGUCCAGGAUCUCCUCCCAAGUCCAGGCUGUCUGUUCCUGGACACGCUGCUUGGUCCUCUUUUGGUGGGAUCUUCUGUCACGAUCGUUCACGGAAGAUACGGACCAAGGCGCAGCGUGAUAAGCGUACAUUUUUUAUUGUACUUAACACACGAUCAAAAACAACAAACAAACGAUACGUGAAGUCCUAGGUUAUACAAACACAAACCUUAAUGUGACAGAAGAUCCCACCAUUACAGGAUCAAGCAGCGUGCCCGGGAGGAGAAGCUGGCGAUGUCGCAGGUGGGCACAUGUUGGUCUUGGGAGGACAUAUUCACGGGCAGAGGGCCAUGGGCAAGAGUAAAUGCGCAGGCAGGAGAGGAGAAACGACGACGGACACGCGAGAGGCAACCCCAAGUAAUUUUUUUGAGGGGGCACACGGCGUGGACGACGGGGCUGCUAGAGGCAGCUACAGGGCGAGUUUGCGGACUAGGAGAGGAGGCCACCAGGUAACGGGGGCCAUUGGUCAUGAGGGGGAAGGAGAGUGUAGAGGCACGGCGAGAGGUACUGGGGUGUGUUACCAGUCCGGUCCGGCCCGUUCCUGAUCCCCGCACAAGCCCAGUGGUGUGUGUUCCCAGUAUGGUCCGGCCUGUUCCUGUCCCUCGCACCAAGCCUGUGGUGCGCGUCGCCAGCCCGGUCCGGCCUGUUCCUGCUCCCCGCACCAAGCCUGUGAUGCGCGUCGUCAGCCCAGUCCGGCCUGUUCCUGCUCCCUGCACCAAGCCUGUGGUGCGCAUCGCCAGCCCGGUCCGGCCUGUUCCUGCCCCUCGCACCAAGACAGUGGUGCGCGUCGCCAGCCCGGUCCGGCCUGUUCCUGCUCCCCGCACCAAGCCUGUGGUGCGCGUCGCCAGCCCGGUCCGGCCUGUUCCUGCUCCCCGCACCAAGCCAGUGGUGCGCGUCGCCAGCCCGAUCCGGCCUGUACCUGCUCCCCGCACCAAGCCAGUGGUGCGCGUCGCCAGCCCGGUCCGGCCUGUUCCUGCCCCUCGCACCAAGCCAGUGGUGCGCGUCGCCAGCCCGGUCCGGCCUGUUCCUGCCCCUCGCACCAAGCCAGUGGUGCGCGUCGCCAGCCCGGUCCGGCCUGUUCCUGCCCCUCGCACCAAGCCAGUGGUGUGCGUCGCCAGCCCGGUCCGGCCUGUUCCUGCCCCUCGCACCAAGCCAGUGGUGCGCGUCGCCAGUCCGGUCCGGCCCGUUCCUGCUCCCCGCACCAAGCCAGUGGUGCGCGUCGUCAGCCCGGUCCGGCCCGUUCCUGCUCCCCGCACCAAGCCAGUGGUGCGCGUCGUCAGCCCGGUCCGUCCCGUUCCUGCUCCCCGCACCAAGCCAGUGGUGCGCGUGUCCAGUCCGGCACGGCCCGUGCCUGUUCCACUGGUGCCUGGUCCGGCACCGGUCAGCUGCUCCACUCCGGAGCCAGAGCAAUCCGCUCCACCGGGGUCCGGUCCAACUCCAGUCAGCGGAUCCACUCCGGAGCCAGAGCAAUCCGCUCCACCGGUGUCCAGUCCAGCUCCGGCCAGCGGCUCCAGUCUGGAGCCUGUACGGUUUGAUCCACCGUCGUCGGGUCCAGCUCCAGUCAGCGGUGCCAGACCAGACCAGGAGCGCAACGGGGAGGUGGAGAGAAAGUGGUGGUCACGCCCGGAGCCAGAUCCGCCUCCGAGGCGGAAUUCCCACCCGGCCCCUACCCUGUUGUGUUUGUGUGGCGCGGUCACAGUCCGCGCCUUUUGGGGGGGGGGGGGGGGGGGGGGGGGGGGGGUACUGUCACGCCCUGGCUCUGGGGACUCUUAAAUAUUGAGCUAGGGUGUGUAGUUUCUAUGUUGUAUUUUCUAUGUUUAUUCUAGAUCGUGUAUUUCUAUGUUGGCCGGUUGGUUCCCAAUCAGAGGCAGCUGUGGCUCGUUGUCUCUGAUUGGGAACCAUACUUAGGCAGCCUGUUUUCACCAGUUAGUUGUGGGAUCUUGUUCCGUUAAGGUUUGUGUUUGUAUAACCUAGGACUUCACGUAUCGUUUGUUUGUUGUUUUUGAUUGUGUGUUAAGUACAAUAAAAAAUGUACGCUUAUCACGCUGCGCCUUGUCCGUAUCUUCCGUGAACGAUCGUGACAGCAUGUUUAUUCCUAAUAAUACUGGCCCAGGAGGAACAUUCUCUGAGGCAAUGAUCAAGCUUAAAGGAUUGAGACAGGAAGUAAAGAACAAUGCUGGGCAGGAUGCACAUGCCUGGGAUUGGUUGGACUUAACUUUUGGAAAAUGGGGAGCAAUGUUCACUAAAAUGGCAAUGAUGAUAGGUAUAGCACUGGUAGUAAUGGGAAUAGUAUUUUGCUGUGUGUUGCCAUUGCUGAAAUCCCUGUUGAUCAAAACAACGGUAAAACAAAUGACUGUGAGGAGAACGGCUAUAAGGACCAAAACCGAAUGGGACAUGAAAUUGACAGAGGUGAUCCAAGUUCCAAGGAAACCAGGACAUUAUAUUAAUUCUAACAGGAAGCCUUGCAACGACAAAGGAGGACCACUUGACUGUACUUAUGGAAACCCAGAAUGUGUAUAUGGGGUAGUGGCAGGAGGAAGAUGGAAGUGAAGACAAAUAUAAAAAUCUGUGAAAAUAUUAUUUAAAAAUAGAAAUAGAAAUACAUAUUGGAAUUUGACCCAGGUCUGCAUAUACAGUGAGGGAAAAAAAAGUAUUUGAUCCCCUGCUGAUUUUGUACGUUUGCCCACUGACAAAGACAUGAUCAGUCUAUAAUUUUAAUGGUAGGUUUAUUUGAACAGUGAGAGACAGAAUAACAACAAAAAAAUCCAGAAAAACGUAUGUCAAAAAUGUUAUAAAUUGAUUUGCAUUUUAAUGAGGGAAAUAAGUAUUUGACCCCCUCUCAAUCAGAAAGAUUUCUGGCUCCCAGGUGUCUUUUAUACAGGUAACAAGCUGAGAUUAGGAGCACACUCUUAAAGGGAGUGCUCCUAAUCUCAGUUUGUUACCUGUAUAAAAGACACCUGUCCACAGAAGCAAUCAAUCAAUCAGAUUCCAAACUCUCCACCAUGGCCAAGACCAAAGAGCUCUCCAAGGAUGUCAGGGACAAGAUUGUAGACCUACACAAGGCUGGAAUGGGCUACAAGACCAUCGCCAAGCAGCUUGGUGAGAAGGUGACAACAGUUGGUGCGAUUAUUCGCAAAUGGAAGAACCACAAAAGACCUGUCAAUCUCCCUCGGCCUGGGGCUCCAUGCAAGAUCUCACCUCGUGGAGUUGCAAUGAUCAUGAGAAUGGUGAGGAAUCAGCCCAGAACUACACAGGAGGAUCUUGUCAAUGAUCUCAAGGCAGCUGGGACCAUAGUCACCAAGAAAACAAUUGGUAACACACUACGCCGUGAAGGACUGAAAUCCUGCAGCACCCGCAAGGUCCCCCUGCUCAAGAAGGCACAUAUACAGGCCCGUCUGAAGUUUGCCAAUGAACAUCUGAAUGAUUCAGAGGAGAACUGGAUGAAAGUGUUGUGGUCAGAUGAGACCAAAAUCGAGCUCUUUGCCAUCAACUCAACUCGUCGUGUUUGGAGGAGGAGGAAUGCUGCCAAGAACAUGGAGGUGGAAACAUUAUGCUUUGGGGGUGUUUUUUCUGCUAAGGGGACAGGACAACUUCACCGCAUCAAAGGGACGAUGGACGGGGCCAUGUACUGUCAAAUCUUGGGUGAGAACCUCCUUUCCUCAGCCAGGGCAUUGAAAAUUGGUCGUGGAUGGGUAUUCCAGCAUGACAAUGACCCAAAACACACGGCCAAGGCAACAAAGGAGUGGCUCAAGAAGAAGCACAUUAAGGUCCUGGAGUGGCCUAGCCAGUCUCCAGACCUUAAUCCCAUAGACAUUUUGUGAAGGGAGCUGAAGGUUCGAGUUGCCAAACGUCAGCCUCGAAACCUUAAUGACUUGGAGAAGAUCUGCAAAGAGGAGUGGGACAAAAUCCCUCCUGAGAUGUGUGCAAACCUGGUGGCCAACUACAAGAAACGUCUGACCUCUGUGAUUGCCAACAAGGGUUUUGCCACCAAGUACGAAGUCAUGUUUUGCAGAGGGGUCAAAUACUUAUUUCCCCCAAAGCAUGAUGUUUCCACCUCCAUGUUUGACGGUGGGGAUGGUGUUCUUGGGGUCAUAGGCAGCAUUCCUCCUCCUCCAAACACGGCAGGAAGUGUGCAAAGCUGUCAUCAAGGCAAAGGGUGGCUACUUUGAAGAAUUUCAAAUAUAAAAUAUAUUUUGAUUUGUUUAACACUUUUUUGGUUACUACAUGAUUCCAUAUGUGUUAUUUCAUAGUUUUGAUGUCCUCACUAUUAUUCUACAAUGUAAAACCAAAACCAAACACUGCAUUCCACAGUAAGAACAUCAUACCAAAGGUCAAGCAUGGUGGUGGUGGUGUAAUGGUUUGGGGAUGCUUUGCUGCCUCAGGACCUGGACGACUUGCCUUAAUAGAAGGAACCAUGAAUUCUGCUCUGUAUCAGAGAAUUCUACAGGAGAAUGUCAGACUAUCCGUCUGUGAGCUGAAGCUGAAGCGCAGCUGGGUCAUGCAGCAAGACAAUGAUCCAAAACACACAAUGAUCCAAAACAACAAAUUGGAAGUUUUGUAAUGGCCUAGUCAAAGUCCAGACCUAAUCCCAAUUGAGAUGUUGUGGCAGGACAUGAAAGGAGCAGUUCAUACUUGAAAACCCACACGUCACUGAGUUAAAGCAGUUCUGCAUGGAAGAGUGGGCCAAAAUUCAGCGACGUGAGAGACUGAUCAACAACUACAGGAAGCAUUUGGUUGGAGUCAUUGCAGCUAAAGGUGGCACAACCAGUUAUUGAGUGUAAGGGGGCAAUUACUUUUUCACACAGGGGAAUUGGGUGUAGCAUAACUUUGUUUAUGACAUAAAUAUGUAAUUGUUGUGUUAUUUGUUCACUUAUGUUCCCUUUAUCUAAUAUUAGGUUUUGGUUGAAGAUCUGAUAACAUUCAGUAUCACAAUUAUGCAAAAGUAGAGAAAAUUAGAAAGGGGGAAAAUACUUUUUCAUAGCACUGUAAGAACUACUCCCCAACACUGCUUCACUGCCAUGAGGAUGGCAACACUUAACGAAGCUAAACCACAUUAUGCUUCCCUGUAACUUGGCAUGUACCAAAGACAUAACAAUGGAUGACAGCCUGCUCUUAAACACAAAACAAUACAGGCAUGUUGCUCAUUGAGUUCUGCCUGCUUCGCGUGAAGUUAUUUUCUCAUGAAAUAAAACAGAAGUGAAGAGCAGGUGUGGAAGAGGAAUGUUUCCCAAGGAGUUAAGAUAGAGACUCCUCCUUCUACUAUGUAAUGAACUCUUAGCUAAUGCAUUUUAGACAUACUAGUAUCUCAUUCUUAAGAGCAUAUCUCUACAACCUGUCAGAGUCAUAAGGACCCAGAGGAAGAAUUGGUGAGAAACAGGUAUUGAAGUUCUCACAGAUUGUUGAAAUAAAAACAAUUUAGGAAAAUAUACAGCAUGCUUUGGAUAGUCUUGAAUGAUACACAACCAACAUUUUGGUGUAUUUCCUGUUUGCUACUCUGAUCUGAUAAACUAUUUUUCACUGGAAAGUGAACCUUCCAAAAAGAUUGUGUUUGCAUUAUUGAGUAACUUGCAAACUUUCACGUGUGUGAAAUGUAUUUACAAUGCUCUUCAGAAGCUGUUGUAUUGAUUGAGUGUUCAUGUGUUAAUCCUAGUUUUGUUUAUUAAAUUUCUUUCUCAUUUGUGUCUGCUGCAGCCAGAAACACGAUCCACAACCAUCUCUCAGAUGUUUUCCAAAGCCACAAAAGCCUUCGUGAAGGACACAGAUCAUGAUGGACGCCUUAUCCCUGUGUCCAGUCUGAACGACACAGACAAACUGAAUCUCCGAUCACUCAUUGUCAAGACCAGGCCCAGAUGCUUCUGGCAGGAACCCAAAAACCAGUCCCCUGGCUUUACCCUCAGUGAUGUCCUGAAGCCAAGAGAGCCUGGAGACUCACCUUUAAGCCCAAGUAAGCACCAGAGCAGCCCAUUAGUGAAGAAUAACUAUGGGUUGUUGUUCUAAAAUAUCUGACCAUUGAUUUUCAUUAUUUAUCCUACUCUUGUCUUUCUGAAUAGAUUAUGAAAAUGAUCGGGUUGUGGAUGUAGCUGUUAUAUAUAUAUAUGUGUUGUGGUAUAAUAGCAUAGAAGAGUCCUUUCUAAUGUUGAAUGUUCCUUCAGCUGUCAAGGAGUGUGACUUUGUGGACUACACUGGGACAUUUGGUGACAAGAAAGAAAUGAACGCAGACGGAAACGUGCAGGCAAAGGUGGCUGGUUUCAAACUUACCGUGGGAGGGAAAUUGUUCACCAAACAGAAGCUGUCCCUUGGCAGCCUGAACAAAGAGAAGGUUGAUGUGAAGGAGUUAUAUAACUACUCAAAAGACAGGUGAGUUACCCUAUACUGGACGUAUGUUCAAUACAGUCAUAUACAGUCAUAAUACAUCAUACAGUUCACCUUCCCAAGGAGUCAAUUUUUAGACCCAAGACCAGCGGGCAACAAUGGUUGCAAUGACAUCAGACAAGUAUCUUUUAUGUAAAAAUGACAUUUUCUGGUUGAAGUACUUUCAGAUAACAAAUAAAUGGAACUGUACUGGUUUAACAACUUCCUUAAAGUUAAACUACAUCCUCACUGUUUUCACUACCAGUUUACCUUAAAGGGACAAUCUGUGAUUGGUACAUCAAUUUUUUUACUUUUAAAGUAGCUUUCCAGUGUUUCCAGAUUUCUAUGAAAUCUGACCUAUAAUGGCCCCUCCUGCAGAGUUCUGGACAUGUCACAUCCUGUGAUCAAGCAGACCCGUGUGAAUCCCAGGGCAGUGUUAGGCGUCUUGACGGAGAGGAUUAUGACGUCACUACCUUGCCCAGUCACAACCAAAGUCCGGAAGCGCGGCAAUGUAGGAGCCAACAUGAGCGCCUGUGUGGCCCUGAGCGGAAAGGUAGGAGGAAAGAUUAACAAGCAUGAAUUAUAUUUGCAUUGUCGUAUCGGGUGAAUGGUGGCAAUUAUUGCUGUCAACAAAGAGUCCGCUUAUGCUGCACAAUGAUUAGAGGCUUUUAUUAAUAUCACAAGGUUACAGCAUAAGUUACAGACCCGCGGUGUCUGGAGAACGGCGUCCCAGAUUGCAAUGGCCGUUCUGUCUCUCUUUCGUUUAGCCCCUACUUAUAAACAAUGCAAAAAGAUGGGCUCCCUCUUCUGGCCAAUCACCAGUCUCCCCUGUCUACAACACACUUCCUGUCUGUUGUAUGUGACGUUACACUAAAACAUUCCCUCUUGAUACUAAAAUCAACAUUCUUUCAGUUCCACUUAAAAACAUUUAACAACGUCAUAAUCUCAAUACACGACAUAUCCCCCCUUCGAGACGAACAGUCUCGAAAACAAACAGAAUAGGAUUAUGACAAGUAACAAUUUAUCUUAUUGAGUAUCUUUAACAUUAAACCAAAAACAUUCUUCUCUAGAGUGUAAAUACCUUUCUAUGAAAUAACUGUUUAUGAAGUGUGAAUACAUUACUAUGAAAUAUGAACAAAUCUCUAUGGAGUGUAAGAGCGAAAAACUGUCCGGCAGCCAUCUUUUCAGAUAUCCAUCCAUCAAUCAAGACAGUAAAAUUCUCUCACGGUCCCUCUGCCCCAGGCAACGACCUAGAUACUCCAAAUAAACUCAUAAACCAUGUAAAUGCAUUUGAAACUAUGAUGCAAUUAAAUACACAUGUAAGCCCCUGCAAACAAAAUCCUAUCCAAAAAAUAUCCACUCUAAGGCUGGUCAACCCAUUGGACCCUAAAGUGGACCUCUCCCUGCCUAAACUCCCUGUCCCUAAGCAUUCACGAAAUAAACAAAAACAUCUAAGAUCCUCACAUGUAUUCAAUAACAUCAAACAUCAUUCUACAAAAAUUAAUACCUAAGAAUAUGACACAAUUAUGUAUUACACAUGCAAAUAUGUCUAUAUUUCAUUGCAGACACUGGAAUGUAGUCCACUACACUUCAUCUCCCCGUAGUCUCCUCUUCCAAUGGAUUGUUGAUGAUGGAAUCGGCCACACCCUCCUUGUUUCAUCUCCUCCAGUCAUAUUGUCCCUUCAUAUUGUCCUUGUUUGAGUAUUUCAAUCUCCAUAUGUUCCCCAAAUGCUUCUGGAAGAAAAGGAAAAACCAAACAGUAUCUUUUGCAAAACAACACUUUCAAAUUAAACAUCAAUAUCAACUAAGAAUAUAAAAAUGAUAUAUAAAUGAUGUAUGAAUCACAUAAAUGAUAGAAUAAUGAACUAGGAUAAUUAUUCAUUCAUACACUUCCCCCCUGUGAUUCAUAAAAUCAUACCAAAAUCACCCCAAUAUUGAAAUUUUUUUGGGGGAAAAAUUAUCAAAACAUCAAAAAUUAUAUUUAUCCAUUCAGUUCCACUUGUCCAUCUUCAUCCAGAUCAGGAACAGUCAACACCGGCAUCUGAGUGUUGUCUCCAGGCAUCACUCUCCAACCUAUCUCAAUAUCAUAGCUUUCUCAAAGGUCAGUAACAAAUUACAAACAUCACACAGUGUUAUCAAAGCUGCCAUUAAAUGUAACCCAUCACUGCCCCUACUGGCCUACCUGAUCUUGCAACCAAGUCUUCUCAGAUCUCCCAAACGCAUCCCUUAUAUUCUUCAACGCAUCUAUAACACUCGUGAUAAUAUCUGAACUAUCUGGACUCAAAGUAUACCUAAUAUUAUCAAUAUGAUCUUCCCAAAUGUUACACCAUACCAUGGAAAAAGUCCCCCCUUCUCCCUUAGAUUUAUCCUUCAAUGAUAGGCUUGAAGACUAUGACAUGUAGCCAUGUCUCUUUUCAUCCAAUUUCAAAUAUAGCUUCAGAUUUCUGUGUCCGGUGCUACCCCUCUUAUAAUGGUAAAAACCUCAUAUGGAAGCUUCAACGUUGACAUGUAACAACAUCCUGUCUAUCCAUAGGGUAAGAAUAUAUAUGCUUUAUCACCACAAACCCUCCAAAUAUCUCUAAAAUUCCCCAUAGUCACAUGGUCCUCUGUAGCUCAGCUGGUAGAGCACGGCGCUUGUAACGCCAAGGUAGUGGGUUCGAUCCCCGGGACCACCCAUACACAAAAAAGAUGUAUGCACGCACGACUGUAAGUCGCUUUGGAUAAAAGCGUCUGCUAAAUGGCAUAUUAUUAUUAUUAUUAUUAAAAGCUAAUCUUUUACCAUCAAAGUCCUGCUCUUCUUACUACCUGGUACAUAAAAAGUAACAUAUUUCUCAUUACUACCCUUAAGGUCAUGCAUACCCAAAGUUAUCAUAUAACAUCACAAUCUGAUAUUCCCAUAAACAUACCCCUUACUCAUAUGUUUUAUUAGAACAAAAACAACUUUUAGCCCUCAAUGGUUACACCUCAAAUGCUUCAGGGUUUGCUGUUACCUGAUUUUCCUUCCCAUCUAACAAAUGCACCCAAGUUAAUUCACUUAACCCAAUACCACCUAACCCUAGGCUUAAACAAAUGUUUUGACAAUGACAUUAUUUUAUCUGUUACUGAUUGUUGUUGCUGAUACAACAGUCAUGACAAAGCAUAAGAUUGACACAUACUUGAUAGAGGUCGAGCGACCGUCUCUAACAUGUUUGGUGCUGGAAUUCUCACCAGACAUGGACCCUCAAGAUUCCUCACUGAUUUUACAGAAUGAGCUGCUGGAACCUGCCCAUCUAUCUCUAAUUUUCACAACAGAAGAAUCAAACCACUCCCUUUAGUUUCUCUCUCCCCUAACGAGCGGUACUGAUCAGAUACCUCUCCUUGUCUGUCAUUAAAAUCAAAGACCUCAUCCUGUACCUCCAUGAUGAAUCUAUAUUCUCUCUACUACUAUCUGUUCUCCUAUUUUAACCCUAUUCGUCUUGCUACCCCCUUUAAUUUCAGAAAAGUUGUUGUCGGUGUCAUACUUCCUACAUUUGCUAUUGCCAUCGUAUCAUUAAUCCCUUCCAAAGUUACCAUUAAAGUAGUUGAUUUAGUUGAUGUAUUAACCUUAAUUACUUCUAGUGCCAAAGUUACCAAUAUCCUAUGUGUAUUAUUUACUGUUGGAGUGACUACUGUAACAUAUUCUUCCUGACCUCCUUUGAUUAGGUGCAACAGCUUCUACUCCUGGUCCUGAUAACAAUACUUAUUCUCCAUAAUUAUCUCUCCAUGUGGGAGGAACGUCCCCAUCCUAACCCUAAUAAGUAUUUUUCCCCCUAAAAUUGGUGCUGGAGCUAUUGGUUCCCUUAUAAUCAAAUGCGAUAUAUUUAUGGCUUUAAUAACUAUCAAUGUUGAAAGAGUUAAAUUGCUUCUCACUGUUGUUAUAAUAGACUGAAGUGUUAAUGUCCUUAGUUACUUCAUCCAUUUUCCAAAGAUUUGAAGUCUUUGCUUGUACUUCCAUCUAUCACCACUAGUGUCACUUUUUUCCAACUCUCAGUCCUACCUCUCAAACUUUUGAUUAUAAAAAUACACCUAUAAUUACCUUGAUCUCCCUACUCUAAAGUGUCCUUCACCACUGUUCUCUCUCUUACUACUAACUUUGAAACUUAGCUUACUGUCUUAGAGUUCCUUCAACCUAGUUCUCCUAACUUAUUUUAAUCUAAUCUUUUCUCCUAACCUUUAAAAACCUUUUCCACUGAUUUAUUCACAAAAUCCCUUUACCACCAAUUUUUAGGAUAUGUGAUUGGGAAAGUCCCCCUGCUUCUGACUUCUUUACACACAGACUUGGCAAACGACUAAACACCUUUUAGCCUAGCCUGAAAUCUCUUAGUGUAAGAAUGUAACCCAGAAUAACAGUCACCCCUUUUAACUUUAUUUUUCAGACAGAUUGUCUAAUAGGCAGUCUAAUAGAUUAUCAUCCUUCCUAUGAUAUGAUCUUUUUAAGCCAAUAUGAUUCCCAAAAACCCUACUUUUUAAAAUCUUCUACCAGACAGCCGUUUAGUGUACAUCUUAUUGUACAAUUCAAUUUACACCAUGCAUCUCUUCCCAACAAUGCAAUAGGUAUAUGCUCUAAUAUUAGUAUCUUAAGAGUAAUUAACUGUUUUACUACCUCAAAUCCCUAUCCUAAUUAGUUAAUUAUACAUAGUGAGAUGUUUAACCUCUUUAGGCUGAACACAGAUAAGUUUUUACACUAUUCACUCUCACUUCUCAUAGUCCUCUGGUUUUACUUCAAUUGUUAGCUAUUUUCUCUUCUUCUCUAAUCGGUGCUAUCAGCUGACACCCCCCUUCGUAUCUUCUAGGCACUAACAGGUGAUCUCGACUGCCCCUGUAUCUUCCUUAAAAAUGUUCUCUGUUGUUUCCUCCUGACUUGUUGCACUCACAGGUAAAGUAACCAAUCUGUCCACAAUUAUAACAGUCUUCUGAAAGUUGCUGGAAGUGUAGCUGAAAUCUUCCUCCUCCUUCUAAGCCUUCUCGUCCUCUUCCUCUCCAAUUCUGUGUCUGUCCAGAAACUGGCUGUGGAUAUGGAACACCUGGUACCCCCCUUUGGCUGGUACAAUUGCAUUUGAUAUUGUUCAGUUGAAGCUGUAACAGUGAUUGUUGAUUUGGUUCACUCUGAUUCUUCAUAACCAAAGCUUCUCUUCUCCACCAGUUGUAUGAUUGAGUUUUCUCAGAGUUUCUUCGUCCUGUUCUUUGUUGUUGACAUAUCAGGAUUCUUCAACAGCUUAUAUUCUAAGUUCUGUCCUCAAAAUAUCAUCUUCCAUCAUCUUCUUACUUUUCUUCUGUGAUCGUCGUUUCUGCUUGUCCUCUAUCUAUUAUUCGUCUUCAUCUCUGAUGCAACAAUCACCCUCCUGGAUGAUCACCGGAAGCUGAGGAUAAACAUCCCUAAGCUCUACUUCCUUCUCGUAAGGUGGGUGUCUUUUUGCUGAAUCCGUAUGUGAGAAAGGUGUACUAACUUCUGCCAUUAGUUUCUCCUGUCACCUUCUCUAUACCUCUGUUUAUCUUAUCGCUGGAAUCUUUUAUCAGUUUUUGUUUGAGAAUGAAGGGCAACAUUUGUUUCAUUUGCCGGAUAACCUAGCAAUACUCUAGUUAAAGGGUUACUAUUUUGUACUAUAUCAAUCGGUGUAAUUACUUUUAUAGCCUUGAUGUCAUUUUUCCCCAUUGUAACAACCCUUUUAUAUUCCUUUAUCGUGAAUUAUUUUAUUUUAGACUAUAUAGCCUAUGGCUUCCCCCCUCUAAUUAUUAAUAUAAACCUAACAACUCCAAAAAAUUUUUUUUUUUAAAUAAAUCAAUUAAAAAUCAUGAAUAAUUAAAACCAAUUUUUAUUCCUAUAUCCUAUGUCACCAAUUUAUCAAUUAGUGUUGGCUAUCUUACCACAACCCAUCAAAUGCAAGUAGUCAACUUCAGAGCAAUCCCAAAAACAAAGCCUGUAACCCCUUGCUCUAUAACCCCUUGCUCUAUAAGCACCUAAUUAUCUUAAAUUUACAGAAUAAUGUCAGUCCUUGAUUCCCAACACAUCUGUAAUUAACCCAAGUGAUGCACAUAGCCUCCAAAAUGCAAUUUUUAAUGAAAUAGUAUUUUCCAAGCCUAUGUGAAAUUGUCAUAACAUCAAAUAUUUUGUAACCAGACCAGUCUCAAACCCUUUUUUGACUUGAUCCUCUGCCGCGUCACGUGAUGUCACAUCAGCACUUCCUGUAUCUCCUCUCUCCUCUCGCUUAUCGUUCCUCUCAUAUGACAAAAGAACAGAGACACAGGAAAAGAUUUUAGUAGUUAAUGCAAUCACUGAGUUAUUUCAAGCAUAUUCAAUAUUCCCCCACUCAUAUUCGCUCUAAGACUUAAUUUAAUUCAUUACGUAUUUUAUUUUAAUCCGUCAUUUAACUCAGGACUAAAUAUAUCGCUCAAAAACAUUUUUAGUUUAUUUUAAUCCGUCAUUUAAUUUAAUUCAUUACGUCAACAUAUACCUAAUUUAUAAAUUCACUACAUCUCAACAAAUAGUUUCAUGUUCAAACACCAGCCGCUUUAAAACUAUAAGAUUCGUGUUAAAAUCUCUCAUUGUCUGUGUGUUUCUCUGUCUCCCUGCAGCCCCCAACAGAAAUAUGACCCAUUAGCAAAAACGUGUUGUAGUUUAGUACCGUAAACCAAAACGUGUCCUAAUCUCGUGCCAUAAACUACAACUCCCACGUUUUGUAGUGUAGUGUCAUAAAAUUAAACGCAUGCGCAAAUGCAUUCAAUGAUACGAUUCCCAAACACUAGACCGAUAGCAUUACGCUACAGCUUCACUAUUUUAUACCUUAUACUCACACAACUACACAUAACAGAGCUCACAUUUGCGUAGAACUCUGAAUUCCACCCACAUACAAACAAAUGUAAGAGGCUUUAAUCCAUCGCAAUGGCCCUCUAAGGACACGUUAGCAUGUAGCACGCAACACAAUUAGCAUUUAGCAUUAGCCGCUAUGUAUAAUGUGGCAUGACCCACACUCCAGCAUUUAGCAUUAACAUUAGCCUUUAGCUAACUGCGGCCUACCACACAAACAAACAUCCUGCACUGCCCUUAUUCCUUUUAACAUAUUUCCCUACCAUUUGUGCUACCGUGGAUUAAUGACCAUUUCACCGAGAAAUUAGACCCAAUCAAACCCCCCGUCGGACGAAAGUCGAACCAUAAUCACAAUCAGAUAAACCCCAUCAAACCAAGUUUUUAAAACCCACCGACUGCACAUUCUAUCGUGCAAGCGGAUUUGUCGGCCCAUCAUUUUCUAAAUGGCCCCCCCGGGGUCUUAAGCGGUACAGUGCCCUAAUGAAUGCGCAUAUCGGUUUUAAUUGUACACCUUCAAUACUUAAUUCCUACCGUUUUAUGCUCUAAACUUCCAAUUACCUGCCGUUUACCCAUGGAAUAUAUUAUAACAGACUCUAGUCGACCGCAAUAACGCCACACGAGGCACGGUCGUAUGGUACACCUCUCCAGUGUACACAAGCAGGAUCCAAUCUAACAAGCUCCAAAGCGGUAAGAAAAACUCACCCUUGUCUGGCCAUGGCUUCAAAGCGAGUUAGCCUGGCGGCUGAAUGAAACAACGGGGAGAUGCAGACCAGCCCCACGUUGGGCGCCAUUUGUCGUAUCGGGUGAAUGGUGGCAAUUAUUGCUGUCAACAAAGAGUCCGCUUAUGCUGCACAAUGAUUAGAGGCUUUUAUUAAUAUCACAAGGUUACAGCAUAAGUUACAGACCCGCGGUGUCUGGAGAACGGCGUCCCAAAUUGCAAUGGCCGUUCUGUCUCUCUUUCGUUUAGCCCCUACUUAUAAACAAUGCAAAAAGAUGGGCUCCCUCUUCUGGCCAAUCACCAGUCUCCCCUGUCUACAACACACUUCCUGUCUGUUGUAUGUGACGUUACACUAAAACAUUCCCUCUUGAUACUAAAAUCAACAUUCUUUCAGUUCCACUUAAAAACAUUUAACAACGUCAUAAUCUCAAUACACGACAGCAUCAAUCUUCAUAUAUUACUGGUAACUCAGAUGUAGAUUAUCUCUGUUGUAAAAUAGAUUUUUAAUCUCAAUAAUCUCACUUUAUGAUAGCUAGGCCUACAUAAAUAAAGUAAUUGUCAAGACCAUAUUGACAGAUCACAGAUGUCUGUUCAGUAGUGGUAAUACUCACAGAUGUCUAUUCAGUAGUGGUAAUACUCACAGAUGUCUGUUCAGUAUUGGUAAUAGUCACUGAUGUCUGUUCAGUAGUGGUAAUAGUCACUGAUGUCUGUUCAGUAGUGGUAAUAGUCACAGAUGUCUGUUCAGUAGUGGUAAUAGUCACAGAUGUAUGUUCAGUAGUGCUAAUAGUCACAGAUGUCUGUUCAGUAGUGCUAAUAGUCACAGAUGUCUGUACAGUAGUGCUAAUAGUCACAGAUGUCUGUUCAGUAGUGCUAAUAGUCACAAUCAAUCAAUCAAUUUUAUUUUAUAUAGCCCUUCUUACAUCAGCUAAUAUCUCGAAGUGCUGUACAGAAACCCAGCCUAAAACCCCAAACAGCUAGUAAUGCAGGUGUAGAAGCACGGUGGCUAGGAAAAACUCCCUAGAAAGGCGAAAACCUAGGAAGAAACCUAGAGAGGAACCAGGCUAUGAGGGGUGGCCAGUCCUCUUCUGGCUGUGCCGGGUGGAGAUUAUAACAGAACCAUGCCAAGAUGUUCAAAAAUGUUCAUAAGUGACAAGCAUGGUCAAAUAAUAAUCAGGAAUAAAUCUCAGAUGUCUGUUCAGUAGUGGUAAUAGUCACAGAUGUCUGUUUAGUAGUGGUAAUACUGUAUCUUGCUCUAGUCAGAAUUAUGUAGCUUGGUUGUUCCAUGAAAAUAGUGCUUUGAUAUUGAAAGUAGAAAUGUAAGAUCAACCCUGUUACUUGAACUGAACUGUCGUUUUAAUAUGGUGAAACUAUUCCUUUUUAAAUAUUUUUUUCAAAAUAAAUAAUCUAAUAGUCAAUCAUAGUGUAAAAACUGGUGAGCUUGUUCUACUCUUUUAGGCAAUUUUUUUGGUGUUUUGUGGCGGAAAAUUGAGUGGUUCGACACACGCCAUUGAUAGACAUGCUAGAAAAGUUUAAAAAAAAAAAAUAAUAAUUGUGAAGCUUGCUUUCAAUUGCCACUCCCUGCAAACAACAAGCUUCCAUUCCCCCUGUCACAAGGGUAACCCUGGUUACGGUCAACCUUCCUUACUUUAUUUGGCACUUAAUAGGCACUUACUAUAGUCAUAAAAAAAACAUUAUUUCUUGAGAUGGGAAUUGGUGGAAUGACCCAGCACUAGUUACCACAUCAUUUCCUGUUUUUGUCAUUAGACCCACUUCCUGAAAAUGAAAUGGUGUAGUAGAGGUGACUGUCUGGGUUAGAAUCUGGGUCGUCUGUGCACCAAACGUCUCUGACUGAUUUGACAUUUUCUCCACAGGCCUCUAUGAAGCAGAGCGGCAGUACUCAGACAGAUAGUGAUGUGUCACUGGUUAUUCCUGCAAAUACUGUCAUGGCCUACAGUCUGAUUGACCUCUACGUCAAAUGCAAUGGACAGUUUGGUGAGGAAGUGUAUGGUUAAUCAAGUACAAUGUCCCAGGUAUAGCUGCAUGGUUAAGUACCAUGGUAAAGUACACCGCCAGCUUCUAUGUUCCUCAGUGUAUUUAGUACAGCCACUGUCUGUGUGUGACUGGUUAUGGCUGUUGUCUGCUCUUGUCCACAGAGCUGUGCCUCAUUCACAAAAAUGGGGGCUUUGAAAUGGAUAAGUCAAAUUAUGAGUUUGAAGAGGAUGGAAUUAUGGACCUGGGAGGCGACUUUGAUGUCAACAGCCCCCUAAAUCUGAAGAAAGGUAAUAAUGCCAAUGGAGGCUAAUGUCUCCUGUCUAGUGGUCAACAUGCAGUCUACUGAAUGGAUCAUCUGGUCAACAUGUAAUGUAGUCUACUGAAUGGAACGUUUGGUCAACAUGUAAUAUAGUCUACUGAAUGGAACGUUUGGUCAACAUGUAAUGUAGUCUACUGAAUGGAACGUCUGGUCAACAUGUAGUCUACUGAAUGGAACGUUUGGUCAACAUGUAAUGUAGUCUACUGAAUGGAACGUUUGGUCAACAUGUAAUGUAGUCUACUGAAUGGAACGUUUGGUCAACAUGUAGUCUACUGAAUGGAAACGUUUGGUCAACAUGUAAUGUAGUCUACUGAAUGGAAUGUUCAACAUUUCUCUUUGAUUAGUAAUUACAAAGUUACCACACUUUUGAACUAUAUAACAAUUAAUUGAUUUCUUGCAUGAAAAAUACCACACUUUGACUAAAUGGUCUCUAUGUUGUUUGUGUGUUGACAGAACUGGAGAAACUGAGUGGUCAUUUCCAGCUGCUGUCAGCCCUGCCAGCAGCCACACGUUCCUCUCUGCUCCAGCUCCUCCAGACAACCAUGGAGGAUGGAGAGGCAGUCAGUGUGCUGGAGAGUGUGGUGAGUGGGACGUACAGAAACACGGGCCAAACCAAACACACACACACACACACACACACAACUUAAUGGCAGGAAUGAAUAUAUCAACAAGAAUAUCUGUAACACACUCUCUGUCUUAAAUAUACUCUCUCUCUCUCAAUUCAAUUCAAUUUCAAUUUAAGGGGCUUUAUUGCAUGGGAAACAUAUGGUUUAAUUGUCAAAGCAAUUUGAAAUAGAUAAUAAACAAAGGUGAAAUAAACAAUAAAAAUGAACAGUAAACAUUACGCUCACAAAGUUCAAAAAUAAUAAAGAAUUUCAAAUGUCAUAUUAUGUCUAUACUACAGUGUUGUUAAUGAUGGUUCAAAUAGUUAAAGUACAAAAGGGACCAAUAAAUAAACAUAAAUAUGGUGUUUGUUCUUCACUGGUUGCCCUUUUCUUGUGGCAAACAGUCACAAAUCUUGCUGCUGUGAUUGCACACGUGGCUUUGGAUUGUGUUUGUGGUUGUGUGGCUGUGGCUUUUGCUUUGUGUUGUUGACUUGGAACACUGGUGGUAUUUCCACCCAAUUAAUAUGGGAACUUUCUUCAAAUUGUGAUUUCAAUGGAUUUUGUUUUUUUUUUUUCGAAUUUUUUUUUUUCGAAUUACUUGUUGGGUUCUGUGUAUUCUGAGGGAAAAGGCAUGUGUCUCUAAUUUGGUCAUACAUUUGGGCGGCCAAGGAGUUUAGGUGAAGUGCAGCUCAGUUUUCUAUCUCAUUUUGUGUGCAGUAUUAGUUGGAAAAAACCAUACAUAGCUGUCUUCUCGUGAGAGCCAGGUCGCCUUCGGCUGCCUUCUCUAAAUUAGCAAGGCAAUGCUCACUGAGUCUGUACACACGUAAAAGCUUUCAUUAGUUUGUGGUCAAAGUCACCAAGUGGUUUAGAUACAUCUGCCACUGUGGUACUCCUCUGUUUAGGGCCCAAAUAGGCCAUUUCUAGUAUUUUUUGUAAUCUUUCCAUUGUUGUCAAGUAGUUACUUAUCUUUUUGUUGUCAUCUGAUUUGGUUGGGUCUAGUUAUUGUUGCUGUGCUGUAUGGGGGCUUUGUGGGGGUUUUUUUUUUGUUUGUGAACAGGAGCCCCGGACCCAAGCUUUACUUAGGGGACUCUUCUCCAGGGUUCAUCUCUCUGUAAGGUGAGGCUUGUUGUUAUGGAAGGUUUGGGAAGCGCUUUCCUUUUUAGGUGGCGAAUUUUAAUGGAAUUUUAUUUAUUUUUAAUUUAUUUGGUGAAUAAUGCGCGGUGGGGGGGGGCGGGGGCCAGUUGGGUGGGGAAUAAAAUGAAGAAAAAAAAAAGUAAAAGCGGCGCGGCCGGGGGGAGGGAAAAAAGAGAAGAAUAUAGAAAAGUAAAAUCGCUUUCCUUAGGGGUGGUGGGGUGGUUUGAUUUUUUUAGUGAUGAAUUUUUUGAUUUAUUUUUGAGUUUGAAUUUUGCAAUUUUAUUGAAAUUAUUUGAUUUUAACUUGAAUUUUUAUUAUAAUUUUAUUUUUUUUUUUUUUAACGGCUUCUCUUUUUCUGGAUUUUGAUUAAAAAAAUAUUUGAUAAUUUUUUUUUAUUUUUUUUUUUUAAUUUUUUAUUUUUAUUUUUUUUAUUUUUUUUUUUUAAAAUUUUUGGGAUCUUUUCUUUUUUUCCAGUUUUUUAGGUGUUUAGGGUGGUUGAAUUUUAA